This is a messenger RNA of Arabis nemorensis, 339 nucleotides long. Lineage: Eukaryota; Viridiplantae; Streptophyta; Magnoliopsida; Brassicales; Brassicaceae. The record is from the annotation of a GenBank genome assembly.
AUGGCUGCUCGUGCUAUGCCUUACACCAGAGGUGAAAUAAAAAAAUCCGGCGAACUUGGAUUGAUGUUCAACAUCUCCGUUUCUGAUCCCACCUCUUUCCAAGGACCAGCGUCGAUUUUCGUCGUCGGCGGCGGAGGAGGACCACCCAGACAACAACAACCGCCACGUGUCCCUACCUCCGCCUCGUCUUCGAAUCCCAACAGUGGAUCCGUUCGAUCCGGAUUCCAAUCGGAUCCAAUUCGAAAAUCUUCAGGUCAUCUCUCUCAGCUUCAACCCACCGGUUUAAUCACAUCCGGUCCGCUUAAUUCCUCCGGUUCAAGAAGCUCAUGUCAGAUUUAA